Messenger RNA from Blastomyces dermatitidis ER-3, 1039 nucleotides. RefSeq names its product pre-mRNA splicing factor. The coding region runs from base 56 to 1039 and encodes 327 amino acids. NCBI's taxonomy places the organism in Eukaryota, Fungi, Ascomycota, Eurotiomycetes, Onygenales, Ajellomycetaceae. Gene Ontology annotation, biological process: base-excision repair. Gene Ontology annotation, cellular component: nucleus. Gene Ontology annotation, molecular function: DNA binding; catalytic activity. The record is from RefSeq and is a predicted model, not a curated record. The transcript has a single exon.
UCCGGGGUAUUUGUUUUGAGAUUUUCUUAAGUCCAUUCUGGGAUCGAACCCAUGCAUGUUGACCACAGCGGGGCUCACGCUCAACGGUCUCAUAACCUGUAGGCUACUGGGGCAAAAGAGCUCAGUCACCACCAGCGCUGCUGGUAGAAGGGCCGAUCAACCCCCGGGACCCCCAACAAGAACAAGCACCAUCUUCGUCAACAGCCUUGGAAUCUCCCCGAAAUAUAUGGCCAAACAGCCCAAGAAGUCCCCCUAUUUCCCCCAGGAGCGCCGAAAUGCCGCUUCCUGCCUCCCGUUCCCUCCAAUAUCGGCCCAAUCUUUCGGCUUGAUCCAAGAGAAGCUCGCCCACGACCCGUUCCGGCUAUUGAUCUCAACGAUCUUCCUUAAUCGAACCCGGGGCGAAGUUGCGAUCCCGGUUCUAUACAGCGUCUUUGAGAGAUAUCCGACCGUCGCAGCCCUUGCAGAGGCGCAGGAAGAGGAUGUUGUCGAGAUGAUACGCUGUCUGGGAUUCCAGAAUGCCCGUGCGCGCAAAUGUAUUGCCCUUGCGAAGCUCUGGAUUGAUAACCCCCCAGCCAAAGGAAAACGGUAUAGGAAGCUACAUUAUCCCAACAAGGGCGACGGGCGUGAUAUCAAACCUAGAGAAUGUGUGGAAGACGGUGACGCACGGGUUGCCUGGGAAAUUGCCCAUCUUCCCGGCCUGGGCUCGUAUGCCAUUGAUAGCUGGAGGAUAUUUUGUCGUGAUGAGUUGAGGGGCCUGGCGAGUGACUGGAAGGGCACGGAGGCGUCUGAUGGAUUUGUGCCGGAGUGGAAAUCAGUGGUUCCCAAGGAUAAAGAGCUGCGUGGGUAUUUGACCUGGAUGUGGCUCAAGGAAGGGUGGGAAUGGGAAGUGGAGACGGGGCGUAGAAAACGGGCGAGCAAGAAGCUCCUCAGUGCUGCCAUGAAGGGAAGCAUUGCCGUUGAAACAAACGGCAGUUGGAUUCUUGAAUCUUCGAUGGCGGAAACGUCAAUAUAUUUUGAAAAAGCAAUUCAGGAUAAAUGA